ACGCACAGCAUGUGCAAUUGGUUAGUAAGGGGACGCAAAUGGAGAACCUGGCGACGAAAAAGAACUGGACAGAUGAGGAAAGGCUAGAGCUCGCUGCGCAGUUGGAUGCUCAGCUUGAUGAAUUUAUUGAUGGCUUGGAGAAGAAACGCUAUGAGGAGGGAUGGCCGGAAGAUCGCUGGCAGGAGGAAAUGGACAAGCAUCCGUUUUUCAUGAAACGAACUCCACAGCCAGGUGAUGAGGUGCAUCCGAUGUUUGAGGGCCUACAAAAGCUCAAAUAUGAUCCGGAGGAGAACACACUGGAAGAGCUAGCACUCAAUUACAAAGAGGAUGGAAACUUUUACAUGAAGCACAAGAAAUUCCGCAUGGCCGUUUACUCUUUUAGCGAGGGCAUCAAAACAAAGUGCGAGAAUCCCGAUGUGCUGGCAGUGCUGUACAACAAUCGCUCGGCGGCCCACUACUUCAUCAAGAAUCAUCGUUCCGCGCUAAGCGAUGCACAGCGUGCCCUAUUCUACAAACCGGACUACACCAAGGCGCGCUGGCGCGCCGCACAAUGUGCCUAUGAGCUUGAGAAGUUCGAUGUGUGCACCCAGCUCUGCGAGGAGUUGCUCGAAGUGGACAUCGAUCACAAGGAUGCCAAGGCGCUGCUACACAAGAACAAAAUGAGAAAGCUUGAUGCAGAGCGCAAUCAACGCAAGGAAGCUGCCGAGUCCAAGCGCCGUUUGACACGUUUCCACAAACUGAGAGAUGCCUUGGAGCAGCGUGCCAUUAAAUUCGAUGAUCAGCCAAUUAAUAAACGUCCAAAUAUUACCGAGAAUCUGUUGCGUCCCAAGUUUCUGCCACUCGAGGACUAUCCAGUGCAUUUGGAUGAGGAUAGCAGUAGCCUGAUUUGGCCCGCCGCCUUCUCCUAUCCAGAGUUUCUGCUCAGUGAUUUCCAACAGCAACUGCCAGAGACGGCCACCAUGCUGGAUUGCCUAAACACGCUCUUUGCCGAGCCGCUGCCCUGUGAUAAGACGUUAAGCUAUCGCCCGGACAAUGUCCAUGUCUACUAUGAGAACCGCAAGGCUGGCUGCGUGCACAAGGUGACACUCAGCAAGACACUUCGCGAAAUUAUAAACGAGAAGGGCUUCUUCGUCUCGGGCGGCGCUUUGCUUUUCUAUGUCGUGCCCAAAAACACGCGCAUCGAACAGGAGUUCAUCCAUCAACAGCGACGACCUCUCGUCUACAGUUGAGUGGAGAAAGAAUCUUAGUUUUUAUUGCUUGUACGUUAACAAAGCAUUGAUUAAGUUUUAUUGUUAUUAACUUUCAUUUGUAUAAAGUUUAUUAUAUAUAAGUCACGGUACAAUUGAGCCUUAAUUGCGCUAUAAAGAAGCUUUUUCAAUAUCCAUAGUUAAUAUCCUUGCAGAAGAAGCUAAAACGCCUUAUGUCGCUAUGACACAUAUUUUUAUAUGGUAUAAUAAACAUUUCUUUUGUAUAAA
Messenger RNA from Drosophila virilis, 1475 nucleotides. It is a transcript of the gene Dpit47, whose product is annotated as DNA polymerase interacting tpr containing protein of 47kD. The record is from RefSeq and is a predicted model, not a curated record. Gene Ontology annotation, biological process: protein folding. Gene Ontology annotation, cellular component: nucleus; cytosol. Gene Ontology annotation, molecular function: Hsp70 protein binding; Hsp90 protein binding. Lineage: Eukaryota; Metazoa; Arthropoda; Insecta; Diptera; Drosophilidae.